Athalia rosae (coleseed sawfly) is the source of this 5001-nucleotide messenger RNA. RefSeq names its product plexin domain-containing protein 2. Bases 1697 to 3241 code for a protein of 514 amino acids. Lineage: Eukaryota; Metazoa; Arthropoda; Insecta; Hymenoptera; Athaliidae. The record is from RefSeq and is a predicted model, not a curated record. The transcript has 9 exons.
AUGAUGAAAUGGCAGUAAAGGAGGAUCCCCCCCCCCCCCCCCCCCCCCCGCCCGUGCGUUACUUCGUUUAGUUUGGGAAUCCAUCAAGAAAACUGCGCUUGGAGUUAUAAUCGGUUGGUAUAAUCGAACCAGGAACCUUUUUCUACCUGGAUCGUAGAUGCUGCCACUGCGCCUCGGGCUGCAAAUGCGAUGCUUACACGAAAUCAUGUCAGAUGAAACACGUGCUGUGUAGCAUCGCCAAUUCUAUUAUUGAGGAGUUUUGCGGCAUAAGCUUCGCCGCAAUUCACAUGCUCGUCUCGUCGAGUGCAAUGCUCUUAAGCCCCACGUAUAACAUGGUCGAUGAUAUUACCUAUCACCCAAAAAAUCCGAAGAAAACACUACAGUCCAGACACCCGUCUAGACUUGAAAAAUGUUCAAUAAAAUCCCGAAUUUCGGUCCCAAAAAGUCAUUUGAUAUUUUUCGUUUUCUAGUUUCCAGUUAUUUAAUAACUUGAGCCUACACCGUCGACGAUUAGACGGAGACGAAGUCGAUGUACCAACAAAAAAAGAAGGUUACGAAAAUAUUAGGCUAAAAAUAGAGAGGAAGAUGAACUUGCCAUAAAAUCUUCUGCCGCUGCUGUGAAGAAGUUCGGCUCGCGUGAGGUUAAAACCAAAGUCAAGGUUACAGGCAAAAGUCACGGUUGAGAUCAUUGCUCUUCUUUAUGCUAGAAAAUAUGCACGAUGGUUAAAAAAAACGAUUUACCGCUUAAUCAAUUGUGAAUUUUUUCUUUACCGCCUUUGUCAUUAACGAGAAACCCAGAAUUCCAUCUAUAAGUCAGCUGAUCAAACACACCUUAUAUACAAUGUAUGUACUGCAAAAUUACCUCCUCUGUGAAGGGCAUUAUUUAUACUCUAUUGAGCGGCAUUAGUCGAGUCAUUGGCAUGAAUCUGUCAAAUUUUCGAAGAGUGUAAACUGUCUGAGCACACAUAAACAGGUUGCAUCAGAAAAUUUUCGACCGUUUGAAAUACCGCGAACAAAGUCUUUCGGAGAACUGUGAAACAUUUUUUGGAUGUAGAAUGUAGUGGUUCUCUAACGCUGAUCGCGCUAAGAUUUUACUGUCUCUUCGAUCAAAACAAAUACAUCUUCCGAUCCGUUCGCCAUUUUUAUUCAAAAUGUGGCUCACCUUCGGAUAUCUAAAAGUAAUCUGUCGCUAUAUGUAGACAGGUAUGUAUAUUCAGGUAGGAAAAAAGGACAGGCGUGCGUCAGUUACGCGACAGCAGUCUUGCGAACGUUAUACAUAUUGGUUUGUAGAAAGGGGCCUUGAAUGAAUUUCAAUUGUUAAAUAAAUGCGUUCGCAUAUAUUCUACGAUCAUUCACAUGAUCAUUACCGUUAUAGCUAUUUAUUUAUGAGUAUAUGGUCAACCGACAACGAAUCACUCUUCAGUGAGCCUGUAUACAUGCACUGAAGUGAGAAGUCGUCGUUUCUCAUACUCUGCGGAUUUGAUCCAUUAUUUGCGUUUUGAAAACGCUUACGCAAAAUGAAAAGGCAUUUGGAACCUACACUCUAGGGGAGUCUUAUUACCGCUAUAACAGCCGGCUUCUGGAAAGUCAGUCGGACGAGGCUGAAACGCUGCAUUUUUCUUUGAACGACGUUUUUUUUAGCAGACGUCGACGAUCGCCGUCAGAAUCACCGUCUCAGCCCGAUGUCACAACUCCGAUGCCCAUUUUAACUUCUUCGACGACUGUUAAAUCAAACAGCAAUUUGGACAAUGUCGCUUAUUCGACGGAAGGCAACUCUAAGCUUUCCGCAUUCCAGCCAACUUCAUCAACUACCUCUCAAGUUAAUCCAGAUGUCAUUGUGUCACAACCUCUUAAUCCUGCUACAGGAAAAAUUGAAGUUGUUGAAUCACCAAAAAUAUGGCCCAACGCGACGAUGCGUCCGACAUUGAUUGCUGCGAAAAACUAUACGCAAGAUGGUGGCAAAAAUUUCACGAAUGAAGAACAAGAAAAUGACGAUAUAACAAUUGACAAAUUUGGCGAUGUUACUAAUUCUACUCUGUCAAAGAAUAAUAUAACCAAAACUGAGGAGGAUAAUCAUCAGUAUUACAACAGCACUUUCUUUGUCGAUGAAGCUGCGGGAAGAACAUUCUGGGUCGAUAUGGACAAUCAUCCCAAUGUCAAAGUUAACGAACUCCUCAGCGAAAGCCAUCGUAGAGCUGCGACAGUAAAGCUGUCUUUCGAUUUUCCAUUUUAUGGACACCUGGUGAGGAAUGUAACGAUCGCCACUGGUGGUUUUCUGUACACCGGAGACUAUGUCCAUAGUUGGCUAGCUGCAACUCAAUAUAUCGCACCAUUAAUGGCCAAUUUCGAUACUAGAUUGUCAAAAAACAGCUACGUCAGAUAUGUUGAUAACGGCACGGCUUUUACGGUGGAAUGGGAAAAGGUAGUUCUUCAAGAAAAACCAACUGGUGGAGAAUUCACGUUCCAAGCAACUCUUCACAAGAAUGGAGACAUCGUUUUUGUAUACGCGGCUGUGCCUCUAGUUGUUGAAAAAAUUCAGGAUAAUUUGCAUCCUGUAAAAGUUGGUCUUAGCGACGCUUACAUUAUAGACAGGACUGUAUUUUUCGUUCGUCGGAAGACAAUUUAUGAGUAUCACCGAGUGAAUUUUAUGAGCCAGGACAUUAGAAAUUGGACUGUUAUCUAUCUUCGUGCGUUACCUACGUGUCUGAGAAUAGAUAACUGCAAUGAAUGCUUAAACAAGACGACAAGCUUUGAAUGUAAAUGGUGUCCAAAUCUGAAUAGAUGUAGCACGGGCAUUGAUCGAUACAAGCAAGAAUGGCUGAUGAAGGGAUGUGAGGCAGCGAGCAUUAAGGAAGGGGAAACUUGUCCAGCUACAGCUGCAACGGCUACGGCAUAUAAUGAACAUGAACGCGAUCAUCAGAGUGUUCAUGAAAAUGUUCACGAACGUGCAGGUCAUGUUCAUACCGAUGAGGCUUUAUCGGCGAGUGUCAAGCCUAGUCAACACCAAGCUAAAGCUCUUGGUUCAUUGGAAUCUACUCCAAAUGACAUGAAAAUGGGGGUCUCUGGUAUCAUUGGGAUUCUUUUAGUAGUGUCAUUAGUCGUUGGCUUAAUUGGAUGGGGUGGGUAUGCGUAUCGUAAUCCACACAGUGCUUCUGGCCAAGUGUUGAUCAGGUACCGUCCAAGUCAAUGGAGUUGGCGACGAGGGGAAGCUCGUUACACGGCUGCAACAAUUCAUAUGUAAGUAAUAGCAGCAAAAUUGUAAUCCGUCAAUGAAGCGAAACUGUUGGAUUCACAAACUUCCUACUUAACUUAUACGGUACGGUAACACGUCUGCUGGUUACAAAAGGAUUCCCAAUCCUCGUGAUGCUGCAUUAAAGAGAAUUAAUGAAUGAUUAAAAAAAUUUCUAAAACCACUACACGUGAAACGACAGUCGCGUUUGUCGAAUAGACAUCAUCUCGCUGAUGUGUCGUCAAAAAAUGAUCAAACAUCUAAUUACAAGAUUGGACACGUGCAAACCGUACAUUAAUUGAUAUUGAAGCGACAACUUGAAAAUGAUCCAUGAAUCAUGUAAAACAUGUCAUAUGCAGGUAGUACCAUAGCCCGAUGGAACCUUGUUGUUGAGGCUCGUUUGUUCUAAGUAACGAAUGAGAGAAAAUGAAAUGUAAACCGCAAGUGCCUUGUAUCUCUAUUCGUUGUUGUACUUUGCAUGACCGAAUUUAUUGGGAGAUGAAAAAAAUCGUACGCUACGUCGAUGGUUAGUCUUUACAAAGUAGAAUUCCAUCGUUAAAAAUUCCGAAUUCGAUUUAUACAUCUUAAAUACACCCUUACCAGACUGGACUUAUUGUUAGUUCAAAUUACUCGUAGUUUUAUAAAGUGGACGGGAUUCUUUAUCCCAGAGAAUCGAUCAUGCAGCUACUUCAAAUAAUAUCCCUCACUUUGCAAAUUGAAUUUUAUCUUCAGAUUUGUUUCAUAUUCAUAGACGAUGCAACUUCAUUCUUUCAAUAUUUAGAUUGAUCAUGACGAAAUAUUCAAAUCUGAAAAAAUAAUUAAUCUGAUUGUAAAAUCUAUAUUCCUUCAAUUUUAACUAUUCUUGAGGUCGUUUGUUUCUCGAAUAAGGAAUUAAAAUAUCUGAGUCCGACAAAUGUGCAAAUAUAUGUAUUUUAGAAAAUUGCCCAUAAACAUUAAGAAAGCAUCUUUCAUGCAACACGUGUGCAUACCUCUAUAAAGAAGAAUAAAAAAUAUUUUAUACAUAUGUAUUCGAUAAUAUCUUUAUAAUUGUAUAUAGUAGUAGUAUCGCAAUAUAAUUUUUACCUAUGUUAGGAAAAACCACUGUAAAAGUGCCUUAUAACUUUUUCACCGAUGUGUACCGAUAUCAUUUUAUAAUUUCCGUGAAAACCAGAAUGAGGAAUACUUUAUCCGUCAAUCGUAUUCAAUUCUUCUUGAUUCAUACCAGCAUGAUAAUAUGACCGACUGAGAUAGAACAACCAUACCAUACACAUCAAAUAAAAUAUAGCAAAGUAACAGAAAAAAAUCAAUAUAUAAAACGAAUAGUAAUAAUAACAAUGGGUUUAAAUAUUUUGUAAUAAUUAUCAUCAGCUGAGACGAUUGUCAAUAUAAAUGUCUGUGCCUGAAUUGAUCUGUUCUUGGAAUAACAAUCAUAGUAAUGAUAAUGAAUAACACAAAAACAAAAAUGUGCCAAUAUACUAUUGCAAAUGAGUUUUAUCCACGGAUAGAGAAUUUAAAUACACCGAUGUCCGUCGGUGACCGGUUUACAUAUGUAUAUGCAUCUAUGCGUAAGUAUUACUAGCAAUGCUGAUAAAUAUACAUCUACAUUACUUUUCACGGCAAGAAACAAAAAUAAAUAAAUAAAUUAAUUGAAGGAAACCAGCACAAACUAAAAUUUUUCAAGGAAUUCACUUAAGCCUAUAUUAUAUUAUAUUGUGUAUGAUGUCUACGAUUUUAAUCAUAGUUUGUGAUAAUAAAUGUUCUAAUUAAUCUAG